This is a messenger RNA of Trichobilharzia szidati, 4575 nucleotides long. The record is from the annotation of a GenBank genome assembly. NCBI's taxonomy places the organism in Eukaryota, Metazoa, Platyhelminthes, Trematoda, Strigeidida, Schistosomatidae.
AGCACAUCCCAGCCUUUUGUAGUUUUCCCAAACCUGAGACAAUGGAUUGGCCACUUCCAGAAGCAUGCAGAAGGGUUUUUGAUUUCACCAAUUUAAACAGUAUUCAAGCCCCCAUAUGCCAAGAGGUAUUUCAGACGAACAAUUCGUUGGUUGUUUCUGCACCUACCGGCUCGGGAAAAACUGCGGUUUUUGAAUUAGCUAUUGUGAAGCACUUGAAUGAUUAUGAAAAUUCUUUUCAAAAGGACCCUUUUCUUAUUAUUUAUAUUGCACCAAUGAAAGCAAUAUGUUCACAAGUUUCCAGAGAAUGGAAGAUAAAGUUUUCCAGUUUUCCACUGUGUUGCUUAACUUCGACAGGGGACUCUGAUGUUGUAGACAUCCAAAAUAUUGGCAGUGAAGUUUUGCUCAUAACAACACCGGAAAAGCUUAAUGCUACGAUAAAAUCUUUCAGAGAAGUCUCCGAGAUUUGGCAGAAGCUGAAACUGUGUUGCAUUGACGAAGUUCAUUUGUUAGGAGAGUCCGAAAGGGGAUCAGUACUCGAAGUUCUUAUAACAAGAAUCAAAAUGUUAUCUCGUCCUCGAUUUGUUUGUGCUUCUGCUACACUAUCAAAUGUGCAAGAUAUUGCACAAUGGUUAACUGUUCCAGAAAGAACUGUUUCUUUCUUUUCAUUUGGGGAGGAAUUCAGAAUGUCACCGGUCAAGAAGAUGGUCAUUGGUUAUAUGCGCCAGAAGAAUCAGUCUUUAUUUCAGUUUGAAACAAGCUUAAGCUACAGGAUUCCUCAGCUAAUAAAUACGUACUCAGCCAACAAACCUGUUCUAGUUUUUUGUACAACUAGAAGUGGCACUGUUCGAACUGCGAACGACAUUUUGAAGGGAGCUAGUUUCGUGGUUAACAAUGAAGUCAUAAUGCGAAGACUCCAAUAUGCACAGGAUAUCAAGAAUACACACUUAAAAGAAUCUAUGCUAAACGGUGUUGCCUAUCAUCAUGCUGGUAUGGAUGCCGAGGACAGAAAAAUUAUUGAAGAUGCUUUCAUAUCCGGUUGUUUAUCUGUACUAACAUGCACUAGUACACUUGCAAUGGGUGUUAAUUUACCAGCACAUUUAGUAAUUAUAAAAAAUACUGAACAAUAUAUUGAUGGUGAUUUAGUCGGGUAUAAUUCAACCCAGAUAUCACAAAUGGUUGGAAGAGCAGGUCGUCCACAGUUCGACGAUGAAGGUAUUGCAAUUAUAAUGACAUCCAGUAAUUUAAAAAUGCAUUAUACAACACUGUUAAAUACAUUUGAUGAAAUCAACAGCUGCUUGAAACCACGUCUCCUACAUCAUUUACUAUGUGAAAUCAUUCUAAGAACGGUGUAUGAUUCUGAGAGUAUUUUGAAUUGGAUCAAAAAUACAUUCUUUUAUGUUCGAUUAAAGAAAUUUCCACAAAUAUACGGUUUACCAGUAAACUGUAGUGAAAAAUUAAUAGAUCAGUAUGCUCAAGGUCUAUGCUCUAAAGAAGUUAAUCACUUAGAAGAAUUGAAAUUAAUCAAAUACGAUUCAGAAAAUAAUGAAAUUAAUGCAACGGAACUAGGUGAAUUAAUUUAUAAACAUAACUUGGAAUUCGAUACACUUACGAAAAUGUAUGAAUUAACUGGAGAUGAAACAAUUGAAGAUUUGUUAUAUUUUAUUGCCAGUUGUCCAGAAAUAAAAGACAUUAGACUAAGGCAUUGUGAAAAGUCAGCGUUGAAUAAUAUUAGCAGAGCUAAAGGCAGAUUUAGUUUACGGUUUCCAAUUAAAUCAAGAAUUAAAAGUAUCCCAUUGAAAGUUGUUUGCCUGCUACAAGCACAACUAGGACAAGUGACGCUGAAUGAUUAUUCAUUGAAACAAGAAAGUGAAAAGAUAAUUCAAUCAGCUUCACGUAUUUUAAAUGCUUUAGUAGGCUUAUUAUGGCUUCAUGAAAUUCCGACAACAUUAACAUUAGAUCAACAAUUAAACAGUUUAAAAAUUCCACCAAUUGCCUUAAAAUAUCCAUGUAUACUAAAUGCAUUGGAAUUACGUAAAUCUAUUCAGUUUGGACGUUGGUUAAAUUUUCCAUUGAUAAAUUUGUACAAUUCAUCUUUAUUGUCUGAUACAGAAAUUGACAAAUUAAUUCAAGCAAAUAUACUCACUACUAAUGCUAUACGACAAGCUGGUUGCAAGAAAUUAGAAAAUAUUUUAAAUAGAGAAUCUCCGUUUGGAUUGAAAUUGUUAGAAUUCUUGGAUAGUAUUCCGAAAUAUGAAGUGGAUGUAGAACAGCUACCAAUUAGAGGUACAUUCACCAUUGAAUUAGUAUUUACAAUAAAACAAAGUGUUAAAUGUGCAAAGGAUACUGCAGUCUUAUUGGUUGGCGAUGCAAAUAAAUAUUUACUUGGUAAAUGGUUAUUAGAAUGGACGAAUUUCGAGGAGUCUGGCAUAACUACUAAACACCUACAUCUUGCAAAUGAUGAAAAAUUGAAUCCGUUAAGUAUAAGUUUAUGUAGUUUACACUAUGGUGGUGUUGAUCUGCAUACAAAAUAUCAUUUCAUUUCUAUGUCAGACAUGCAUAGCUAUAUGAAUUCAUCAUCAGAGUUAUAUAAUAAAGAAAUUUCGACUGAAAAAGAAUUAUCUAUCGGUUAUACAGAGCUUACAACACAGAAUAACUCGUCAACAGUGAAUACUAUGGAAAAUAUAAACAAUAUUAAUAAUAACAAUAACAAUGUCCAUCCUCAUGAUAAAUUUAACCUAUGGCCAGCUCCUGUUUCACAGCCAUCGCAUAUCAUUCACCCACUUGACAGUAAUAAUAACAAUGGCAGUAAUAAGCUAGUCGACCUGGAACUACCCUUUACCCCAAUUGCCAAUAAAAAAAUGUCACUUCAUCAAAGUGAAAAUACAAAGAAACGCAAAAUGAAUAUUCAAUCAUUUCAGAACAAAAUGCAAUCAAAAUAUAGUGGACAGUGUUCCUUCACAUGGACACCAACUUGUCAAGCUGAUAAACGAACACCGAAUACGAUGACAGAGAAGUCAACCAAUACUCCUUUAGUACAAAGAUCUAUGCUUGAUUAUUUAGAAAUAAAUAAUAAGAUUUCAAAAUCAGAACCUUCUAAGAAGUAUAAUUCUAUAGAAGAAAUGAAUAAAACGUUUACUCUUGACACAGUAGACACAGAUAAUUCAAUUAAGAAAUCUAGUCGUAAACGAUUCAAAUGGGAUCCAAAUAUUCAAACUGGUAUGGAUUUGGAUUCAAGUCAAAGUUUGUCAAAUUCAACAUUUACUCUUACACCAGUAUUAGAUGACAGUGAUUCAAUGAUGGAUGCAUCGCAUAUUACCAAUAUUCUAAUGAAAGACAAUACACCUGAAUUCAUAAACAGAACAUUUACACCACGAAAAAAUGACCCACUGUCAAUGUCAUGUCCACCGAUUUCUUCUUCUACUACAACAUUAAAACAAUUCAAAUAUCCACCAAUAUCCUUUAAUAAAAUUACAUCAAUACAAAGUGAUGUAGGAAGCGAAAUUGAAAAGUACUCCCCACCGUAUAAUCAUUCAAAUGAUUCGAAUAAUUUAAAGCCGAAUGAAGUCACUUUGAACCAGGAGGUGAUUUCAACACCUCAACAAGCAGAACAAAAUCAAUUAUGCGCAUAUCAUACACCAUGUCAAUAUCGAACACCUGAUUAUCGUCCUCCCAACUACAGUGACAUUAUUCGAAGAGAUAUGCUAAAAUCGAAUCUAUCUUCUGUAUCACUGCCAGCAAUAGAUGAUAAUAGUAGUAAUAAUACAAUAGACUGCUAUAAUACUCCAAAAACUGUCAACAAUUAUCUCUGUUAUACAAAAGGUAUAAAUUCACAAAAUAAUAGUAGUAUAAUAACUACGCAGAGUAUAUUAACACCAGUAAUGAAUUCAAAUGAACACAAUAAAUUUAAAAUUCCCAGUUAUUCUGUUGUUUUAAAAUCAAGUCAAACAAAUAAAUCCAGAAUGAAGUUUGAUUCUUUUACACCACCGGAAAGAAUAACAUGGUCAGAUAAUAAUACUAAUCUGCGUCAAAGAAUAAUUCAGCAUUCAAUAAAUCAUGUUGACGACGACAGUCAAUGCGAUGAAAGUCAAGAGAGUUUAAUUCAAGAUAAACUGCAACAAAAAGAACAAGAACAACAACAUUCGUGUGAUGAAUUACAAAUAUUACAAGAAACAGACAGAGACAUUUCAGUAGAUUAUAGUCUGAUAAAUGAUGGUUGGAGUGAAUUAGCUUGUCUAAUAAAGAUAAGUAAAUUAGGCUUAUUGGACAUUGAUCAUACACUGAACGAAGAAGAAACUGUUGAAGAUUCUUCCAAGUCGAUAGAAGAAACUAACGAUUGUAUUAGUACGCUGGAAGAAGAAAUUCCAUACCGUAAACGUGUAUGCCAUAGCGCACCACCUACACCGAAUCCUAGGCUAGUGAAUAUUGAAAAGAUCAAUUUAUACGAAACACCACCGGCUCAAUCUACCACUACCACGGAAGAAUAAUAACUAGUAAUACAAAAAAAAAAUCAAUAUUAGCCUUUUUGAAACAAUAAGCCAAUUCAAUUAUUGCGACUUUUAUUAUAAUUAUAUUGUU